This is a messenger RNA of Tetrahymena thermophila SB210, 1477 nucleotides long. RefSeq lists its product as hypothetical. Lineage: Eukaryota; Ciliophora; Oligohymenophorea; Hymenostomatida; Tetrahymenidae. Gene Ontology annotation, biological process: nucleocytoplasmic transport; activation of GTPase activity. Gene Ontology annotation, cellular component: nucleus; perinuclear region of cytoplasm; cytosol. Gene Ontology annotation, molecular function: GTPase activator activity; small GTPase binding. The transcript is spliced from 12 exons. The record is from RefSeq and is a predicted model, not a curated record.
AAAAAAGAACUUUAAAGAAUAAACAAAAAAUUAAUUUCAUAAAAAAAAAUACAUAAAGGAUAAAAAUAACUCAAUUUAAAAAUUUAAAGGAGUAAGAACACAAAUCAUAAAAUUGAUUUCCAAAAAAAACAGUUUACAAAUUAAAAAAAUAUUGCAAAAAAAAUUUAAUGGGAUGCAUUUAGAAGAAAAAAAGACAUUCUUUAAAUAUCUUUGAGUUAGCUGAUAAAUAAGCUGAAUAAAUCCUUAAAAUUACCAAAAUAAAAAAAACUACCUAAAUAAAAGUACUUGAAGGAUCUUACCUUAAAAUAACUGAGGCAUAAAAAUAUAGGAAUAAUAUAAAUAUUCAUAAAAAUACAUUUGAAAUUAGUCUGAUAGCUGAGGGUAAUACUAAUUAUGAAGAAGAUAAACACCAAUGCUCAUUAUUUACAUUGAUAUCUGAUAUUGAUACUAUCUAAAAGCUUUAAAUAGAAACACAAACUAACAUUUAGCUAAAUCCUUAAUCGUAUCUCUUUUUGGAGAAAGUCUUUCAUAAAUUGGAUAAACUAUUUAUGUUAUCAUUCAUUAUUGGAUUUAAUAAUAAGUUAGGUGUUGAAGGUAGCAAAAAUUUAAGUCAUUCUAUUCUGUAGUGUUCAAAUUUAAGAUAUUUAGUUUUAAAAAUUAUGGAUAAUAAUUUACUAGGAAGUGAAGGAGGAAAGCAUAUUGGAGAAUCAUUUUAAAACUGCAAACAUUUAGAAAAAUUAGAAUAUACUAUUAAUUAUGGUAAUAAAAUAUCUAUUUAAGGUGGAUAGUCUCUGUCUAAAAGUUUGCUAAAAUGCCAUCAGCUAAAAUAAAUCAAACUGAUAAUUGAAAGUGAUAAUGAGUUAGAACCUUAAGGAGGGAUAGCAAUUGGUUAGGGUCUUAAGAGUUGCUCAAAUCUUAUAGAUUUAUACAUAGAUAUAGGAAAAAAUAAUAUAGGUUAAGAGGGUGUAUCUUAAAUUGGGAUGAGUUUAUAGAGCAUGUAAAAUUUGUAAUCAUUAGAUCUAAAUAUUUAAAAUAAUAACAUGUAAGAAGCUGGAUCUAUUAAAUUAAGUGAAGGCAUUAAAGAAUUAUAACAAUUACUCUCUCUUAAAUUAAGCAUCGGACAUUAUAAUAACAUUUAGGAAAAAGGGGCAUUGUCUAUAUUUAAAUCUUUUGCUAAUUUGCAUAAACUAUAAAUAUUUGUAUUUAGAUUAGGCUAGUUAAAUUAUAUAUAAUAAAAAAGUCUUGCUUUAUUAGGGUUAUCUUUAAAAGGACUUAAAAAUUUACAAUAUUGCAUUGUUUCAUUAAUAAAGCAUGAAAAUAAUUUAUUUAAUGAUUAAUCACAUCUUUAAAAUAAGAUAAAGCAUUCUCCUAAAUUAAUAAAUUUUUGUAUGUAUUUAUCUUGAUUAAAAAUAUAUUAAAUUAUUUAUUCCUUAAAAAUAUAAAUUGAAAAAUAUAUUUUAUACUUUGUUUGCAGUCA